AUGGCCCAAAAAGCAACCAAGAACCUCGCCGCGAGCAACACGUCCCGCCUAAACACCACCCUCUACCUGACCCUGGGGUUCCACACCCUUUUCUGGGUCCUCCGCCUGCUCUUCGGCCCUCUAAGCCGCCGCUCCCUGGUCCUCUACGUCCUGCUCUCCGCACCCCAAGCUCUCAUAAAUUUCUCCUUCGAGCGCUCCUCCCGUCCCACCAUCAACGCCAAUGGCGCAGUCGCGCGCCCCGGCGACGAUCUCUCCGCCGCAGGUCUUACGGAAUACCUCUGGGACGUGACGUACUGGACCUACUUUUGCAUAUUGUUGGCUGCGCUGCUUGGCGACAAGGGGUGGUGGGCGUACGUGGUCAUCCCCGCGUACAGUGUCUAUGCCGCAUGGACGACGUAUACAGGCAUGAGGGGCGGAUAUCAGGAUGCCGCGGGGGUGCAGCAGCCCGCCGUUGCGAGUAAGAGACAGGCAAAGAUGGAGAAGAGAGGAGGGCAGAAGGUGGCCUACCGCUGAACGCGAUAGACUGACCUGAGCAAAAGUUGGAUGAAUCUGGGUCGCUUCAUGUAAAGGGAGAUAAUGUGGUGGC
This is a messenger RNA of Dothidotthia symphoricarpi CBS 119687, 586 nucleotides long. Its product is annotated as DUF788-domain-containing protein. Gene Ontology annotation, cellular component: intracellular membrane-bounded organelle. The transcript has 2 exons. The record is from RefSeq and is a predicted model, not a curated record. Bases 1 to 513 code for a protein of 170 amino acids. NCBI's taxonomy places the organism in Eukaryota, Fungi, Ascomycota, Dothideomycetes, Pleosporales, Dothidotthiaceae. Gene Ontology annotation, biological process: vacuolar protein processing.